AUGGCUUCACUCUUUUGCUCCAAGCCGCAGCCUUCUCAGUUGAGGGUCGUAUCCCACGGCGGUCUGGGUGGGCUGGUAUGCCCUGGAGAAAAUGACAGGUAUCGAGCAGUGGUAUUGGACGAUUGGAUGCAAACGGAGGGCAAACGACGAAGACAACGGCCGCCUCCAAUCCAAGUCCAAACAGCGACGACAACGACAACGGCAGCGGCAACUUCAUUCACAAGCCCCUCUACUUCACAGCUCUCCGUCACCUCGGAGAUGGACUACCGUGGUGCAAGGCCAUGGACACCCAUCACCCCGACCGACAGAAUUCGAUCACAAUUGCUGCUCGAAAGCGAUGCAAACGCAUCUCCAUCCGCGACGACAACUAGUUGUUCGUUAAUAUCACGGUGCAAUUGCCAUCCUACCACACCGUCGAACACUUGCUUUUCACCUCCACAAACACCAAUUGAUCCCAGAGCGGCAGCAGCUCUCAAUCAUUCACUUCCCGCAGAGCUGCCUGGUUCCCUUCUGCUGGCUAGCCAAGGUUUCCCCCAAACAGAUCCUAUUUCACCUCCCCCAUCACUUCACCGUCGAGACACCAAGGAUUCCAAUAGCAGCUCCUUGCUUGCUCCCCCUCUCUCUUCUGCCUCAUAUGAAGCCGACAUGGACACCAUACGACACCUGACAUAUCCUCCGAGGAAGAACGACCGCAACGGUGACCCAGGAGAAAUGCCUUCUUAUGUAAUUGGAAGCCAGCGGGCUCAUGAUCAGACCCGGAUAACCAAGCCAUUGACUGCCAUGACCCUCGAAGAACUCAUGAUGUGCUUCUCGCACUUGGACAACUCCACUGUUGCUGAGUUGUGGUUGCCUGCCAUGCGUGCCCAGCUGCAGCAGGUGACUUCCCUCCUUCAGGAAGCUUGCGAAUUCAAGCUUGACACCGUCCUCGAGGAACAGACUACAAAUUAUGAUUUGGCUUCCCUCGCUAAGGAUGUCCGCAUCAUCACAUCAACCUACCGUAACACCAUUCAAUCAGCAGAGUCACUCAUGGAACGAGACAAUGCUGCGAAAUCCCACCGUCUCAACGACCUAGAGGUGCAACUCAGCGAAGCCGCUGACAAGAUGGAGGCCAAAGACGACGAAAUUGCCGAUCAAAAUCGGAAAAUCAGACAACUCCGACAGACCAUCCUUGAUAUUGUUCGUACCCUCGGCGCGUUCCUCCAGGCCAAUAUCCCCGGCUGGGCCAAACUGGCUCAGAACCCUGAAACUGAAGAGGUCUUUCGCGUCUUCUCCGAUUACACUCGCACUGGCGACAGCGGCACACUUCGGUUUGUGCGCAUCCCCGAAAUUACCGUCGACAAGUACGCUGCGGAUCUCAAAGACGCCAAAGCUCUGGUGUCCGAGUAUCGCAAGCUCCUACAAUCCCAGAGCGACACAAUCCAACAACAAUCUUCUGACCUCGACGCAGGCGUGGAAAAGUUCGCCAGUGUUGUUCAGCGCAUGAAGGAACGUGACCAUGAAAUCCUCCUAGUGGUCCAAAACAAUGAAGAUCUAGUCAAGCGUCUCCAAGAGUGCGAUGCAGCCCUCUCCCAAGCUCAGAAAGAGAAGAUGGAGUCGGCCCAACAGUAUCAAGAGCUCAAAGGGAAAAUGAAGAGCUCCGAGUUAGCACAUACAUUGGAGCUUGACCAACGCGAUGGACAACUUGCCGACUUGCGCCAGAAAUUGGGCAGUGCUCGUGAAGAAGUCUUUGCACGGCGAGCAGAUGUUAGGAAUAUCCUCUUCCAGAACCAAACUCAGACUCAGACUCAAUUCCCUGCGACUAAUUCCGGUACUCCUUCGUCAGUCAAGAACAGCAGCAGCACUUCCAAAGCAUUAAGAUUCUUGGGCAUGGGACAAGACAGAGACAGAUUCAGAAAACAUGGACUACCUGGAAGUCGCAGUAUGAUUGGCCUCUCCCCUACGAGUCUUACCUUUCCUACGUCAGUAUCAGACUCAAGGUACUCCUCGAAAGAGGUAGCACCACUCGUCCAAAAACCCUCCUUACAGCCACUCUCUGCAUAUGAGAACUACGGUCGUGUACAACAGGCUAGAGAAAUCUCCGUUAAUGGCCCCGGCGAUCUCAUUCUCCCAGACCCACUUUCUUUACGACCAAGAGACGCCUCCCUUGGAGCCACCGAGCGCCACCGUGUUCUCCCGUCUUCGAUUGACAAUGAAAAGAGUCUUCCAGCUCCUCCUCGGCUCAAUCUUCCCACCUCGAAUUACUUUGACCGACUUGCCGCCGCCCAAGACUCUGAGGCAGUAUACAGUCCAAUGGCUGAGGAAAUCGCCUCGAACUAUGAAAAUGGUAUCUAUGGCCAGACAGGUCCUCGUCGAGUCCUCAGCAAGAUUCCUGAGGGGUCUCUUCAAGGAUCAUCUGAAGCAGGUGAUGGCCAUGUCGGAGAUGAAGCACGCCAUUAUGACUACUGUGAUGAUGAUGUCGACAGUGUGGCGAGUAGUGAUCGUGAAGUCUACCGCAAGAGCAUCCAUGUCUUGGAUCUCCUGAAUUCUUCCAAUUUACUACACAGCGACACAGAGACUGAUCUUCAUCGUCAAGAGAGAGACAUAGGCCAAGGAGGCGGGGUCAACCGUGAUGAAGAAGACAGUCGUCAACGUGAAGAUCUGGAGAACGGCAUCGCCCGUCUUCUGCAACUUCGUCCUCAGGCCAGGAAUGGCAAUCUGCGCUCUGCAUUGCGACCUAUCGAUGGUGAGAUCAACCUCGACCAGCGAGCGCAGACCAUCCCCACAGCGAAAGCCGGGGCCAGAGAAAGUGUCCUUUCUGACGGUGACGGAUACCGUUCCUCAGAUUCCGACGUUGAGCCAAAAACUGUGGCGCAGCUGUACCACCAGCAGCCGAGACAUAUUCGCACUUGA
Messenger RNA from Exophiala aquamarina CBS 119918, 2889 nucleotides. RefSeq lists its product as uncharacterized. NCBI's taxonomy places the organism in Eukaryota, Fungi, Ascomycota, Eurotiomycetes, Chaetothyriales, Herpotrichiellaceae. The transcript has 2 exons. Bases 1 to 2889 code for a protein of 962 amino acids. The record is from RefSeq and is a predicted model, not a curated record.